GCGCGCCUACGAUACAGCUAGCUUCACUUCACUUCACUUACUGUUCUAUUUCUCAUUCAUUCUAUAGAAUUAAGACCAAAUUCUACACACUUAGCGCGACAGGAUUGAGAUGUUACAGUUCCGGUGUUCACUUGUCCUGAAGGAGUUGUUUAAUGUCAGCCUAAAGCGUCCGUUACUUUAUUCACUGAGACUCAACGCGCGGUGCUUCAGCCACGAUGGCCAAGUGGUCUUAACGUCGCGUCGUGCUUUUAAGCCAGGAUUUCUGUCUGACGCUCCAGCAUGGACCAGAAGUUUCUGUACGAGGUCUGAAGGAGUCCUAGAACCCGAGAAGAAAGAUGAUCUCGCCCAGGAGGCCGGCACGGACAAGAAGGCGGGUAUCAUGCCCAGCCUGGAGGAUCUGCUCUUCUACACCAUCGCUGAGGGUCAGGAGAGGAUCCCAGCUCACAAGUUCAUAACGGCGCUGAAGGCCACUGGACUGAGAACAGGAGAUCCCAGACUGAAGGAAUGUAUGGACAUGCUGAAGGAGACCCUGAAGACCACGUCUGACGGUGUGAUGCUGGAUCGGCACCUGUUCAAGAAGUGCGUCCAGAGCAACAUAGUUCUCCUGACCCAGGCCUUCCGCAGGAAGUUCGUCAUCCCCGACUUCACGACUUUCACCUCCCACAUCGAUAAGCUGUACGAGAAAGCUAAGAAUCUGUCCGGAGGUCAGGUCGCCGACUACAUUCCUCAGCUGGCCAAGUUCAGUCCGGACCUGUGGGCGGUGUCUCUGUGCACGGUGGACGGACAAAGACACACGGUGGGCGACACCAAAGUGCCGUUCUGCCUGCAGUCCUGCGUGAAGCCGCUGAAGUACGCCAUCGCCGUGCACGACCACGGCACCGAGUACGUGCACAACUUCAUCGGCAAAGAGCCCAGCGGCCUGCGCUUCAACAAACUCUUCCUGAACGAUGAGGAUAAGCCGCACAACCCCAUGGUGAACGCCGGCGCCAUCGUGUGUACGUCCCAGAUAAAGCAAAAGGCGAGCAACGCCGAAAAGUUCGACUACGUGCUGAACUUUCUGAAGAAGAUGGCGGGAGACGAAUAUGUGGGUUUCAGCAAUGCCACAUUCCAGUCUGAGCGGGAAUCAGGCGACAGGAAUUUUGCUAUCGGUUAUUACCUGAAGGAGAAGAAGUGUUUUCCUGAGGGCACAGACAUGACCUCCAUCCUAGACUUCUACUUCCAGUUAUGCUCCAUCGAGGUGACCUGCGAGAGCGCCAGCGUCAUGGCCGCCACCCUGGCCAACGGCGGCUUCUGUCCAAUCACAGGCGAGCGCGUGCUGAGUCCCGAGUCCGUACGGAACACGCUGAGCCUCAUGCACUCCUGCGGCAUGUACGACUUCUCCGGCCAGUUCGCCUUCCACGUGGGACUGCCGGCCAAGUCUGGCGUGGCGGGUGGCAUCCUGCUGGUGGUGCCCAACGUAAUGGGAGUCAUGUGCUGGUCUCCUCCACUGGAUAAACUGGGCAACAGUGUUCGUGGUAUACAGUUUUGUACGGAUCUGGUGUCUCUCUUUAACUUCCACAACUACGACAACCUGCGACACUUCGCUAGGAAGCUGGACCCCAGGCGUGAGGGUGGCGACCAGCGGCAGCACAGCUUCGGACCGCUGGAUUACGAGAGCCUUCAGCAAGAGCUCGCUCUCAAAGACUGUCUGUGGACAGAGGUCUCGCCCACCGAGUCCAACCAGGACAGUUCCACCACCGUAGUCUAUAGGAUGGAUAGCGCCGGCGAGCGCAGCUAAACCCGCCGGCGUCGCCUGGAAGCGGGAAGAAAAGCGGGCGGGGUGCGGUGUUGUAUGAGGGCCCGUGUGGCUUAUUUAUUUGUUUUCAUUUGACUUGUAUUUCUUUUUGCCUGCUGUUUAUCACGCCGGUGAUUUUUCUAGCGGAAGACUUUAUAUUAUAUUUUUGUGUAUUUGUUUGUUUUUUGGGGCGGAUGUUUUCAAUCCCGCGCCGCUUCUGUUCGUGUUACGAGGCAGGAAACCAAAGCGAAAGAUGAUUUUAAUGAAUAUGUUGCACGAGAUCAUUUGCAAUAAAAGGGCGGAAAAGAUGAACGAGAACCAGGGAUGCAAAUUUUGUCUCUCUUUUAAUUCCCUGAUAACCGAGCGUCAUUAGUAAGCCGUAGGAUGAACACAGUUCGUUCUAAGUGCUAUUAAACAUAAAUUAAUCGAUAAAUAACAAAGCAGUCGCUGUAUUUAAGUUUUCCUGGCGACGUUAGUGCUUUUAUUAUACGAUUCUUCCCCUCGUGCUGGAGCACGAUGCAAAAUCUCCACAUCAUUCCACACGUUCAGUUGAACAUUAAUGGGAACGGAACAGUGUGCAUUGGAUAUUCCGCUACCACACCAAUGCCAGGUUUCUGAACUCCCCGGUUCGAGUCUCGGCUCUGCUGCCGGUCGACUGGGCGCCAUCUAGUGGGCACAAUUGGCAGUGCCUGCAGCAGACACGUCUCUGCCAGGGUGGGAUGACCGGACUGAUUGGCAGAUAUAGCGGUGCCUGUGCAGAGCGCAUGGGCGAAAAGAGUUAGUCCGUUAAGGGCUGCGUGCGGGUCGUCGGAGGCGUGAGCAGCAAUAUACCCACUUCGACCGCAAUCAGGGAUCCACCAGCAGAGGAAGACAGAUUGACUACGAUAAAUUGGGAGAAAAUAUAAUAUAAUACUAAUAUAAUACUAAUAAUAUAAUUAAACUACACAGACAAGAGAAGAUAAGCAGACAGAAACAUUAUACCUCUUUUGCCAUAAAAUGACACAUACGUGUUAAAUAUGGCAUUAAAAUCCAAAUAAAUACAUAAUAAAUAAAUAAUAUAAUUUUACUGUCGUUUCAGAUGUUAUUUCAGAAUGAUUGUUGUUGCUCGAUGUUUGGCUGAAUGAUGUAAGAACGUUUACUGUCAAAUUUGGCUCUAUACAUGAUUAGAUCUGCGCUGUAAACCUUUACGGAACAUCGUCGAUUAUCGUACAUCGACUGGACCGAAGUGCUUUAUACAGUUUUAAUGAAAAAUUGAGGAAGCUUGACAGACUAGAGCCAGAUUUGUUAUUUAAAUAGUAAAUUGUACUUCAAAUGUACAAGAACGAGCAUCAGCGAGUCAAGUGUGAGCAGUUUUUUUUUUUUUAAAGUGUACAAAAACUAUAUUCAUAUAUAUUCAUAAAAAUAAAAAGUGAUAAGGGGUGUUUAGGUGGCGCAGCAGUUAGUCCUGGCAUAAAUACUGCUCAUCAUAACUAAUCCUAAUUCUUUCUGUAGAACUUCCCUAUUUCAGAAAGAAUUACGUUACUUAAAUAAAAAAUGACCAUUUCCUAUUUUCUCGGUACAUGGUGAGCUGAGGGCCGCGCUCGAUUCAACAGCACCAUCAAUUUAAUUUGCUUUUACUAAGCCAUUCAAAUUAUACAAUUAUAAUAAAAAACAGAGAAAGUGUGACUGAGCCAAGUGAGAUUUUAUUUAUUUGGGACUUUAAAUAUACGAGAACCAGCAACAGACCAGUCAAGUGAAGUGAUCAUCAACUAUAUUCAUAUAUAAAUAUAUAACACAUAAAUAUUUGGGGCGUUUGGGUGGCGCAGUGGUAGAUUCCGCUCGCCCACAGCUGCUACAGGCCAAAGAAAACAUUCAGCGGCCGGUUCAGAGUCGCAGGGACGCGGUUCUUUCCAGAACAUUGAUCCUGCGCUGCUUAGCUUAGUGCUUCUGUUACAUGACAUGUCAUUCACCAUUUCACUAUCACGUCUUAAAGCCCCAAUCAGGAACCGCGGAGCAGCAGAUCGGCUCAAGGACGCGCUACUGAUCUGAUCCGAUUUUUAUUUUAUUACAUUUUGUUUUCUUUUGUUCGUUUGUUUUUCUUUAAGGACCUUGUUUGAGAAGUAAUUCCUGAUUGAGCCUUUAACUGUGAAUUAUUACUGUUGUAAGAAAGCAGCAUCUUUCCAGGACGGCGGUAAAGCGGAAAAGGAUUUAACCAUAAACCCGCAGAUUAAGGAGUCGGUUCGACGCUCGGGUGGCCGUGCUAACGGCCGUCUAGGCGCCUGCACGGAAAUCGAUUGGCUGAGGAUGCUUGAGGGGGUUCCUCAUUACUGCUGCAGUUACCUGAUGGUACUGCACAGAGACGAGGGAUAAUGGGGAUCGGUGCGUGCCUCUCCGUGCACGAUUCGGAUCUCCAUACAAUGAAAUGCGGUCAGGUGAUCAGAUUUGGAGGAAGAUUCGAGAACGUGAAACAAAAAAUUUGUUUAUUUACAAAUAAAUAAAAGCUGCUGCUUUCUCGCGACAGUAAAUGAAGCGCGGCCGUGCAGGCCGGUGUGGAAAGUGUUACCCCCGUGUGUUACCCCCGUGUGUUACCCUCGUGUGUUACCCUUGUGUUACUUCUGUGUGUGUGUCGCUUGUUUUGACCGUCUGUCUUAAGCAUGAGUGUUGAACUUUUUUGGGAUGUGUCAUUUUAUUCGUAUUUUAUUUUAAACUGAACUGGGCGGGUUCUCGUGCGUCUGUCCGUCGAGUGCGUAAACGAGGGGAUUCAAACGACCCCGUUACUGACGGGACGGUUCCAGGCAUGAUGAACGUCCGGCUUACACCAAAAGUAUUUAUAUCAACGUGCUAGCGCUGCUCUUACAUUUAUCACUGCUUUCUGUUUCUGUUUUUAUUUUUAUUUGCUUUUAAUUUGCUGUAAAUUCACAUUUUUAUCAUUUUAAUAAAUGUUGUGUGAAUCCA
Molecule: messenger RNA, 4708 nt
Organism: Trichomycterus rosablanca
Lineage: Eukaryota; Metazoa; Chordata; Actinopteri; Siluriformes; Trichomycteridae
Gene: glsb
Product: glutaminase b
Exons: 15
Coding region: 110-1777 (555 amino acids)
Biological process (GO): L-glutamine catabolic process
Molecular function (GO): glutaminase activity; protein binding
Source: RefSeq, a predicted model, not a curated record